AUGGAUAGAGAACAAGAUGAAUUGCAAUUUCUUGGGGUUUUUGGCAUCUACAAAGAAGCCUACAAAAUAGUAUUUUCACGGAGAAAAAUCUUCAGCCAAAUUACAUUAGCCUUGAUCCUCCCUUUGAGCUUCUUAUUCUUGGCGCACAUAGAACUCUCAAACAUCCUUCUCUCAAAGAUCUUCCACAACGAAAUAGUCCUUGAUGGAACAAGCACCAACAAUCCAAAGUAUGAAAAAGUAUCCGAUGCCAUAUCCUCCGAGUGGGCAACUUAUUGGAUAUUCAAAGCUGCAUACUUCACCCUCCUGCUCAUCUUCAGCCUCCUCUCCACCUCUGCCGUUGUAUACACGAUCGCGUGUAUAUACACCGAGCAAGAAAUCACCUUCAAGAAGGUGAUGAGCGUAGUCCCGAAAGUGUGGAAGCGAGUUAUGGUCACGUUCUUGUGCAUUUUCAUGGCUAUCUUUUGCUACAACAUAGUCGCUUUCCUAAUCCUAAUUAUUUGGAUACUUAUUUGGAUACUUACCGCACUUUCGAUGGCCAAAGGCGAUGCCAUUGAAAAAAUUGGGGUUUUUCUACUCAUUGUUUACUUCAUAGGGUUUGUUUACCUAACCCUAAUCUGGCAACUGGCUAGCGUGGUCUCAGUUCUUGAAGAAGCUAGAGGGAUCAAAGCCAUGGCGAAGAGCAAGGCACUACUAAAAGGAAAUAUGUGGGUGGCUACAAUCAUAUACUUUAAGCUCAAUGUUUUGGCCGCCCUUCUACAAUUUGGGUUCCAACAAUUAGUUGUGAGCGGAAGGUCAUUUGGUGUGGCUGAACGAGUAGCUUAUGGAGUUAUAAGCUUCUUGUUGCUUUCCAAGCUGGUUUUGUUUGGUCUUGUGAUCCAAACUGUGCUCUAUUUCGUUUGCAAGUCGUACCACCAUGAAAAAAUCGACAAAUCGGCGUUAUCAGAUCACCUUGAGGUUUGUCUGCUGGGGAAUUAUGUGCCUCUCAGCUCUAAGAAUGUUCAGCUUGAGCAAGUUUAA
Molecule: messenger RNA, 1017 nt
Organism: Pyrus x bretschneideri (Chinese white pear)
Lineage: Eukaryota; Viridiplantae; Streptophyta; Magnoliopsida; Rosales; Rosaceae
Exons: 1
Coding region: 1-1017 (338 amino acids)
Source: RefSeq, a predicted model, not a curated record